CUUCUAUAACUACCGAACACAUACACCCUAUUUGAGCGCAAAUACAUAUAGCUAGCACUCCUCUUUAUUUGACAAUGUCGUUCAGCAAGCAGAAUACUGUGUCUACCGCCAUUGCCUUGGCCCUGCUCCUCCUCACUUCACAUCCAGCUGGAGCCGAAGAAGACAAAGAAACAAUAGUACCGCUAAAGACAUGCGAAGUCAUGAUCAAGGUUCCGUGCUGGGGCAAAAACUCGAUUUGCAUUCCGAUUUGCAUUGCAAAAGGCUACACCGGCGGUUUCUGCGACGUCGCCACCUGCAUGUGCACCAAGCAGUGCCCUGACGAGGCAGCGGCAGCGGCAGAGGCAGCUGGGCCGUCAUCAUCGCUGCCGCCCGUCGACGUCCAGCCUCCGCUGGGGAAGCGUGGGAUACAGAUGCUCAACUGAUGGACUACGCGGUUCAACAAAUAAAAUUUUGGUGAUUGGUCAUCUCAAUCUUUGAGAUAUGUAGAACGUGUAACAGAAAUUUACCACUAUAUUUUAAAUGGUGGCCCUAAUAA
Messenger RNA from Sorghum bicolor (sorghum), 535 nucleotides. RefSeq lists its product as uncharacterized. Lineage: Eukaryota; Viridiplantae; Streptophyta; Magnoliopsida; Poales; Poaceae. Bases 75 to 422 code for a protein of 115 amino acids. The record is from RefSeq and is a predicted model, not a curated record. The transcript is spliced from 2 exons.